Molecule: messenger RNA, 897 nt
Organism: Prunus armeniaca (apricot)
Lineage: Eukaryota; Viridiplantae; Streptophyta; Magnoliopsida; Rosales; Rosaceae
Source: the annotation of a GenBank genome assembly
AUGCCCUUAACCAUCAAUCUCACUUGGGUUUCCUCCACAAUCCCCAUAUCUCUCCUCCCAAGAGAACUCAUCACAGCAUCAAAAACCUGCUCUACAAUCUUUCAUAGAGCUUCUUCUUCUCCUUCAACAUCUCGUCCCCUCAUAGUCAAAUGCACGAGAAGCACCUCUGGAGAGAGCGGUAGCUUGAAGGACGCACUGAGUGGCAUUGUGGGAGAGCAAGUAGAGGAGCUCUUGAAAAAAGAAGAGAACAGGGAUUUGCUUGACGGGUUGGAAAAGGCGUCUCAAAGGGUAGAGAUGGCUAAGAGAGAGCUGGCUGAGAUUGAGAAACAAGAACUUGAGGCUAAGCUUGUGAGAGAUUAUAUUAACCAACUUGAAAGCAGGGCUUCUGAGAUUGCAGAAUGUCAAAAGGAUAUAUUAGAAGCAAAAGCCAUGGUUGAAGAAGCUGAGCGUGCCCUCUCACAAGAUGGGGAUCAACCUGGAGAUGGAUAUGGAUUUUCGGAGUCUGGAAAUGGAGAAAUUGACAAGGAUAAAGAGAGAUGGCAAUCCAUAAAAGCAGCUUCUAUUUCUGCCCUUGUCGGCACUGUUGCUGGAUUGCCCUUCUCCUUCACUCAGGUGUCCAGCGGUUCAGAGCUGAUACUCCCUCUGGCAAUCACAUUUGUUAGCUGUGCACUAUUUGGAGUUACCUUUCGAUAUGCAGUUCGAAGAGACUUGGAUGAUGUUCAUCUGAAGACAGGAGCACCGGCCGCUUUCGGCGUUGUCAAAGGUCUUGCUACACUGGAUGGUGGACAACCUCUUGAGCUAAAUGCUGGUAGCUUCUUAUCACAUGCUUUUGAUGGUGCACUGCUCUUGAGUCCUUUUCCCAUCAAGAAUCCUGUAUCAGGAUCCAAUUCUAGAUGA